Molecule: messenger RNA, 4672 nt
Organism: Lates calcarifer (barramundi perch)
Lineage: Eukaryota; Metazoa; Chordata; Actinopteri; Centropomidae
Gene: gsap
Product: gamma-secretase activating protein
Exons: 32
Coding region: 527-3124 (865 amino acids)
Biological process (GO): positive regulation of amyloid-beta formation
Cellular component (GO): trans-Golgi network
Source: RefSeq, a predicted model, not a curated record
AGAGGCGGAAAUGAGCUUCCAUGCACUGUCCCCAGCACUGUGGAUCUACUGUGUAGGUGUACGGUGGGACAGAGUGGUAACAGUCCACUGUGAAGUUUCGGACUGAUGCUGGGUGAUGGAUUCACUCGGCGGGGCGGUGAGAGAUUCCAAGCCGCUGGAAUGAUGCGCUCCUCGGCCUAUAGGCAGCGAUUUUCCCGGCUAUGUGAUCCCUGUGGAGGGAGGAGCUAAGUCUGGGAGGGGGGUAACGUUACAUUUCCGCAUGUCAAUAAAAACAAAGUAUCCGAAGUGAAGCGGAACCAGUGGAUAGUUAAUGUAUAAAUGCACCCAGGUGCUUUACUGCGUCCACUUUUACAUGUAGCCAAAGUAAACAUGCAAAGACUUUCGGUCACAUGAUGUCAAGGCUGAGCAGACACCAGCUGCAAGGUGCCGCUUCUCUCAACGAAACACACCUCGGAGUUUUUUUUUUUUUUUUUUUCCAAGAAGGGAUUUUGUGCUGAAAACCAAGGAGCAGAUCUGAACUGUACACAUGUUGAAGUUAAAGCAGAAGUUUGACCUACACAGUGAUGUGGUGUCUGAUAUCCUCAGGAAGGAGGCGUCUGUCUGCAGGGUGAAAGAAUACUCUGGCACAGUGGACACUCAAAUCCUGAACAUUGAGAGAGAUGGGGGCAUCCUUUACUCCUGGAAGGGAGCAACAGGGACCACUAGGAUCGGGAAGUACGACUCCAACACCAAACAGAACAAGCUCCUGUACUCAUUUGACAAGCAGGUGUGUGUCAGCAGCUGUUCCCUGAACAAGGAGGAGACGUUGUUGGCUGUCAGCUUGGCACAAAAUACCCGAGGAGAAGAGCGCCUCAGUCCAAUAUCCAAGUGUCUAACUCUCCUGAUUGAGAUCCAUCCCAUCAACAACACUAAAGUCCUCAAGGCAGUUGACUGCAGGGUCAAAGUGCAGUUCCUCCACCAAGAAACUGACAGGAGAUCAGUGCUGGAGAGCCACCUGCUCCUGCUGACAGAGGAUGGAUAUGUGGAUCUGUACCAUGUUCUGCUAACCAAACAGGAGGGUUACCGAGUGGUGAUGGCAAAUCCCGAGCGCUUGCCCAAAACUGUAGAGAGAAUAGUGGAGGAUUUAAGUUGGGUGCAGUGGGACGGACACACACAAAGACUCUACUGUCUCACACACAAGGACAAGUUCCUGCUGCGAUGUGUUCAGUUUUACCCCAGCCAUAGCUGUGAAACUGUGAUGGAGCUCCCAUUGGAGUUGCCUGCUAAUCCUUUCUGCACAGUCAAGUUUGUAAACCUGGGUUUUGACCAUUAUCACACGGAGAAACCAGAACAGGAGCUUGUACGGAUGAAGGUGUUCACAAACAGAAUAGGAAGCAUGUGUGUCUGCUACAGCCAGCCUCUUAAAGACAAACAGGAACUGAUAUACACUGUGGUUUUAGUUCACAAAGACUGCAGCAAGACGUUCAGAGUGUCUCUGGGCAGCGACCAGUCGCAGCAGAAAGCCACACAGCUCCAUCCACUCUUCAUCCCCAUGGGUUACUACAUCCUGGUGUAUCUGCAGGAUUAUUUCCUCCACUGUAUCAACACCAGACAGCAGGAGAUGCUCUGUCACUCCCUCUUCCUCUCUGGUCAUGAUGUGGACUUGGGCCUGCAGUGUCGGUCAGCUAACGUCACAGUGCUGCACGCAGAGGAAGAGUCUUGCGGUAACCUCCUGGACCUGGCCAGUGGGAGGAUCCACAGCGCCGAGCUGAGCCCUGCCUACCUGCUGCAGAUACUGCGAUCAGACACAUCUGCCAGGUGUCCCAGUGGUAAGGCUGACCCUCAGCGCCUGGCCGCCCUCCACUGCCUGCUGGUUUACAUGGGAAAUGACCCAAACCUGGAGCUGAAGAUUAUUGAAUGGCUGUGUGACAACGUGAACGCCCUGGAAUCCUUUGAUCAGAUCCAGGAGUUCAUUCUAGCCUCUUUGUAUAGAAUAAGCUAUGAGAAGUCUCUCAGCCUGGAUAAAGUCCUGCCUUACUCCUCUGUAUUUGACAAGAAGGAGGUACCGGUGUGUCUGCAGGCGAUCCCUGGUGUGUUAUGUACCACUGAGCUGCACACUGAGGCUGUGUUAAAGGGGAAGGGUUUCUGGACAGAGCUGCAGUGGAACACAGAGAGGACAAAAUAUCUGGACGCUGUUCCCAACCCCAGAUACAGAACCUCCCAGAUACAGGCCGACUGGGAAAAAUGGAGGUCCGAGAGGAGACCGUCGAGCCACAUGAAUCACAUGGAGGAGAACACAAAGAAAGUUCUAUCAAUGGUGGACACCUGGUGUCUGGAUAAGAAGCUGGUGCCACUUUUCCAGGAGGAGGACCAUCAACAGAGGGUGCUCAUAGGCCUGAUGGUUGACAAGCUUCGAGAACAUCUCAACAGGCACCUGCCUCGACUGGGGAAGAAGAAAACUGACUCACUGGUUGUCUGCUACGUAGCCAAACUGCUGGAGCUCAUCAGACACAUGCUGGAGUCCGUCUGGCUGAAGUACAAACUCGGCCCUCGUGUUUUGUGCUUGACACAGCGGGGCAGUCCAGCCGAAUGGUCCGUGUUUCACUUCAUGUUUCGGAUCCUGGAAGCCACGAGGGGUCUCUGCCUGCCACUCCCACCCGGCUAUCACACUCUGUUAGCAGUGUUUGCUGUGCGUUGCCUCCCUCAUCAGACCUUCCUACAGUACAUUGAUCAUGGUUUCCUGCAGCUCACCGAAACCUUUCUGUCUCGGCUCAUGACAGAUUUGGACAACAGCGACGCCAACGAGAGACUCAAGUUCAGCAUACUUAAGAGACUCCCUGAGCCUAUGGAGCAGAGGAUCUACCAUAUGUGGGAUCAUCCCAUCAGCUCAGCUUCAAUCUCCAGAGAUUAUGUCAGGACGCUGCUGGAGAAAGGCAACAAAAACAAGGGAUUUGCAUUCACCGGCAGAGACAAGCCCGGCUUCAGACCCGAGUUUCUGCCUCUUACCUACCUGGCAAAAGUACUCUCUGAUAUAGAGGAACAAGCUCUGAACCCGUUCGAGGAGCAGGAGAACGUGGACGCUCGGUUUGUGGAGGAGACGGCUCUGAAACAGACACUAAUACUGCUGGGCUUUGAGGAGAAGUGAAAGAAUGGAGGAGGAGGAGGAGGAGGGGAUGGAUGGAUGGUUGGAUCGAGAGAAAAACAGAUGAGGGGGAAAAUGCGUUUGAGAGCACAGUCAUCAUUGACUGGGCCUUGAGGACAAGUAACGGAUGGAUGGAUGGAUGAUUGAGGGGCCUGGAGUGAAAGAUGAAUGGAGAGAUUGAAAGGCAGAGCGCUCAUAAACAAGCUCCUGCUGAUUGAUGACAAAUUAGGGCAGGGCGGAGGGAUGGAGGGAUGGGUGGAUGGGUGGAGACGCCCAGAAAGGAAAGACGGAGAACCAAAACUUAUAACACAAUAGGGAACACAGUUAGAUCCUCAGCUUUUCCUUAAUCAAUUCCAGGAAACAUGCUUUUCAAUUAUUUAUUGAAAAUCAAUAUCAGCAGGCAGCUAUUUAUAUUAACUCAAUUUCAGUUCUCUCCAGUGCCUCCUCAACUUCCCCACGUUUUCAAAUACAAUUUAUGCACAUGGACAGAAUUUAUAAAUCAAACACACUUGUUUGUCCUUCCUGUAACGCCGCUGCUCCCCAUCAACUUGAUUACAUACUGACAAAAGCUCUGCAGACAGAAUAAGCCUGAUGUGGUCAGUCUGUGGCUGCUGUGCAUUAAAUCUGAUUUCAACACAGAAUCUUUGCAGUAGGAAACAGCUUAGUGAGACUAACUAGCACUUAGAUAUUUAGAUGUUUAGAACUGACUUCUCUAAAUCCACCGAUCAUAACUUUAUACCAAAUCUAAAGGAGGAGGUUCUGUGAAGAGAGGCAGAUGAGUAAGAGGGAUUUUCAAGCUUUGAGGCAGCUAAGAUGUUGAUUAAACACCACUGAGUUCAACUUGAUGAUUUCAGUACCAACUUCACUUUGUGAAAUAUAAAUAUGCUUUUCUACAAAACCCUCAGCCAUUUGAAUUCCUCCGCCAAGGCCAAAUAAUCCUACACACGUCUGUCCGUCUCUUAUAACAGAAAAAUACAGGAAAAAGGAAGUUUGCUGAUAAUGAAUGAUAAUGAAUAUUUGGCCUUUAGACUGGAUCCUCCCCGGGGCCACGCCCCAUCUCUCCACCUUGUUUUGUGUGAGACAUGACCUUCUUGGUGCAGGUAACAAAAGAGGUUUAAACUUUGCUUGAUUCAAUGAACUCAGUGGUUCAGUCGAUCUGUGCACGUUGCACCAUCAGUCAGAAAAUGCUUUAGUACAUGUACAUGGUUACUAAGGCAAUAAGAGCUGAAGUAAAAAAAACACUCAAAUAUCUGGUUUCAAUUAUGUGACUGUGUGCCCUCAAUCAUGACUGAGCUCUUACUGUAAAUGAGGAAAUUCUUUGGUAGUGGGUCGUGUGUGUGCGGUGUGUGUUCAUUAUCCUUUUUACAGCUUCUGAGUUUUGGCACGCUGCACGUCCUCUAAGACUAAAUACCAGAGAAUAUUGACAUCUCAUGUUGAUUUGAGAAAUUACAUAACACUCUGAAAAAAGGGAUUUCAUUGCCACUCAUGUUUCUCAUGUUUAUAAAGUUUUGUACGAUGAAAUGUGAAUAAAGAGAUUUCUUUUUUCAAGUC